CUACAUCUGUAGUCAUGUGCACCUUCUGUCCAAUGAACAUAAUGGCUUUUCAUAUCGUGGGCGUUCCCAUUUGCUCCCCUGCUGCCGAGACCUGGGGCUAACGUGCAGCGCCGUCCAUUAGCAGUAACGACAUCACGAGACGGACUGCAACAUUGUCAUCUGCUGCAGAGAAGCCCUUUUCUGAGUACUGCCAUUCACCGGAUAAAGGAGUCACCACGGCCUCCAGAAUAAUAAUGCCUCCCCCAAUGCGCCAUCGCUCCAUGCGGGUCUUCAUGAAUGAUGACCGCCAUGUCAUGGCCAAACACUCAGUCAUCUACCCUACUCAGGAGGAACUUGAAAGUGUUCAAAACAUGGUAUCCCACACAGAGCGGGCCCUCAAGGCUGUCUCUGACUGGCUGGAUAAACAGGAGAAGGGAACCUCGAAGUCUGAUUCUGAUGGUACAGACACUGAUAAGGAAAGUGAGCACAAAGAUCAGGCCACCCGCUCUCUGCGUGGUGUAAUGAGGGUGGGUCUGGUUGCCAAGGGCCUGCUACUGAAGGGGGACCUGGACUUGGAGCUGGUGCUCCUCUGUAAAGAAAAACCUACCAUCAGUCUGCUGAAGAAAGUGUCAGAAAACCUUGUUACACAGCUCAAGGCUACAGAAGACAAAUAUGUUGUCACCCAGCACAUCCGCGAGGCCAGUAUUGUUAUCAAGAACACCAAGGAGCCUCCUCUCACCCUCACCAUUCACCUGACAUCCCCUCUGGUCCGUGAGGAGAUAGAGAGGGCUGCUACUGGAGACUCGCUUUCAGUCAACGAUCCCCCGGAUGUUCUGGACAGGCAGAAAUGCCUAACUGCCUUGGCGUCUCUCCGCCACGCUAAGUGGUUCCAGGCCAGGGCCAACGGGCUGCGCUCCUGUGUCAUCGUAAUCCGGAUCCUAAGGGACCUGUGUGCCCGCGUCCCCACAUGGGCCCCGCUUCGUGGCUGGCCACUGGAGCUGAUCUGUGAGAAAGCCAUUGGCACAGGGAACCGGCCCAUGGGGGCAGGAGAAGCUCUACGGAGAGUUUUGGAGUGUCUAGCUUCAGGAAUCCUCAUGUCAGAUGGUGCUGGAAUCUCUGAUCCAUGUGAAAAAGAGGCCACAGAUGCUAUUGGUCACUUGGAUCACCAGCAGAGAGAAGACAUCACAGCGAGUGCACAACAUGCCUUAAGGCUGUCAGCUUUUGGACAGCUUCACAAAGUGCUUGGGAUGGAUCCCCUCCCCUCUAAGAUGCCCAAAAAACCUCGUAGUGAGACACCUAUUGAUUACACAGUGCAAAUCCCACCUAGUACAGCAUACGCCCCACCAAUGAAAAGGCCCAUUGAGGAAGAGGAGGGAAUGGAUGACAAGAGCCCAAAUAAAAAGAAGAAAAAACUUCAGAAGAAAUCUCCAGAGGAGAAGGCUGAGCCUCCCCAGGCGAUGAAUGCUCUUAUGAGGCUCAAUCAGCUGAAGCCAGGUCUCCAGUACAAACUGAUAUCUCAGACUGGCCCAGUUCAUGUUCCGGUCUUCACUAUGGCCGUUGAAGUGGAUGGCACAACCUUUGAGGCUUCUGGCCCAUCCAAACGCACUGCCAAGCUGCAUGUAGCUGUCAAGGUACUUCAAGACAUGGGCCUGCCCACAGGAGUGGAACUAAAGACUGUAAAAUUAGAGGAAGCUGUAAAAUCAGAGGAGGCGGUCGUAGCUGCCGCUGUUGAAGAACUGAAGCCAACAGUUGCAACCAUUGAAACUACCACUGCUGCCACAGGAGCAGUCAAUGCAGACACCAGUGAUGCUGCAGAGACUGCUCGCCAACAGGGACCAAUCCUAACCAAACAUGGCAAGAACCCUGUGAUGGAGCUGAACGAGAAGCGCCGCGGCCUGAAGUACGAGCUCAUCUCUGAGACUGGAGGCAGCCACGACAAACGCUUUGUCAUGGAGGUGGAGAUCGAUGGUCAGAAGUUUCAGGGGACGGGAUCCAAUAAGAAGGUGGCCAAGGCUUAUGCUGCUCUGGCUGCUCUGGAGUGGCUCUUCCGUGAAGGAGCUGUGGCCGAGGCCACUAAAAAGAAAAAGGGACCACCAAUGCACACUCCAGGCUUCGGCAUGAUGGGAACUGCUGGAGUCGGGGACGCAAUUUCGCCCAGAGGCAGAGGGAGAGGAGGCCGAGGUCGUGGAAGGGGCAGGGGCUUCAAUAAUGGAGGGGGCUACGGCCAAGGAGGUGGCUUUGGAACAUAUGGUUACGGGAACAGUGCUAACUCUGGAUACAAUUACUACAACAAUGGUGGUACAAACGGAGGAGCUGGGGCGACAGGCAGCCCAUCAGGUGGCCCACCAGCCAGCACAGCACCAGGAUCAGCACAGGGCUCCUAUGGCACAUACUACCAGAAUGAAGGAGCUUACACUGCCACAUCUGCUGCCAAAACUCCCAAAAAGAAACCCCCCAUGCACAAAGGAGGGAAGCCACCGUUUCCAGGUCCCCCAGGUGCAAACACUGGAACUGCAGGGGGGUACCAGUCCAGCAGCCCUUCAGGGCAAGGGCCCUAUAACCAAUAUGGCCAGGGUUAUGGGCAGGGAAAGAAGAGUUUCAACCAGAACCAGGGGGGCACGGGCGGAUACUCAUACAGCACUGCUUACCCGAGCCAGGUGACGGGGGGCGCAGGAGGUAGCCAAGACUACAGUUAUGAAGGUUUCAACAACCAGUCCAACUACAACUCACAGGGUGGAAGUGGCAACCAGGGCUUUGGCGCCAACCACUCUCAGUACCACAACCCAGUGGGCUACGGCAGGGGGGACAGCAGCAUGAAUUACCAGUACCGAUAGACUGUGUUACUCCGUCUGUGAAUCAUUGGCACCAAGCUCCCUGCAUCAGUGUCUCAAGCCAAAGAAAGUGAUAGACGGCUUGGCUGUGCUCUCUGCCUUUUCCAUGUUUGCUUCUUAUGUGCUUUUGGGUUUCUAUGUUGCACAUGUGGGCACAAAUUGAGAUGUCUGGACUUUGUAAGUGUCAGAGCUGAGUAUAUGGCUGAAUUUAGUGGUCUGUUCAGUGGUCUGGUCGGUGCUUAGACUUGUGUUUUUUAGGUUCUCAUUUUAUUUUAUUAUUUUUUUUAAUCUCUGCUACCAGUCCUCUUCCUCAUCACUAAAUAUGAAGGCUGAUGUUACAAGUUACUCACUCAUUAGCUCUGACUUGAUUUCCUUUCUUAUAAAGAGUGAGUUGUGUGGUGACAGCAUUUCUUUCUCAUGUGAAACUAGUAAAUCUUGUAGUUGGAACUACAAAGGUUGUUUUUGUAACAAUUCAAUAGACCAGAAUAUCUUUUUCUUUUCUGCUUUGCUUGUAAUUUUGGCUUAUUUUGUAAUAGUGUAAUAGUUAUUUUAAUAAAUGGUUUUUGAGAUUACUGGAAAAUGUUUACUUCCUCAUGUCGUAUCCACAUUUCUGCUCACUGUAGCUUUUCGGAUGGGUGGGAUUUGUUCCUGUUAAGGUAGAACAAACUGUUUGUAUGAAUAAAUUAUUUUUUAUUUGAAA
Acanthopagrus latus (yellowfin seabream) is the source of this 3510-nucleotide messenger RNA. RefSeq names its product interleukin enhancer binding factor 3b (gene ilf3b). NCBI's taxonomy places the organism in Eukaryota, Metazoa, Chordata, Actinopteri, Spariformes, Sparidae. Gene Ontology annotation, molecular function: single-stranded RNA binding; double-stranded RNA binding. The coding region runs from base 234 to 2813 and encodes 859 amino acids. The record is from RefSeq and is a predicted model, not a curated record. The transcript is spliced from 18 exons. Gene Ontology annotation, cellular component: precatalytic spliceosome.